Molecule: messenger RNA, 1518 nt
Organism: Mizuhopecten yessoensis (Yesso scallop)
Lineage: Eukaryota; Metazoa; Mollusca; Bivalvia; Pectinida; Pectinidae
Product: foot protein 1 variant 1-like
Exons: 3
Coding region: 1-1518 (505 amino acids)
Source: RefSeq, a predicted model, not a curated record
AUGUCCCUUGGUCACCCACCCAAGCCCAGAACAGCUUGGAGUAAUACUAGCUCUGUGGCUGUGUGCCUUGGUCACUCACCCAAGCCCAGAACAGCUUGGAGUAAUACUAGCUCUGUGGCUGUGUUCCUUGGUCACUCACCCAAGCCCAGAACAGCUUGGAGUAAUACUAGCUCUGUGGCUGUGUUCCUUGGUCACUCACCCAAGCCCAGAACAGCUUGGAGUAAUACUAGCUCUGUGGCUGUGUUCCUUGGUCACUCACCCAAGCCCAGAACAGGUUGGAGUAAUACCAGCUCUGUGGCUAUGUACCCUGGUCACGCACCCAAGCCCAGAACAGUUUGGAGUAAUGCCAGCUCUGUGGCUGUGUACCUUGGUCACCCACCCAAGCCCAGAACAGGUUGGAGUAAUACCAGCUCUGUGGCUGUGUAUCUUGGUCACUCACCCAAGCCCAGAACAGUCUGGAGUAAUACCAGCUCUGUGGCUGUGUAUCUUGGUCACUCACCCAAGCCCAGAACAGUUAGGAGUAAUACCAGCUCUGUGGCUGUGUACCUUGGUCCCUCACCCAAGCCCAGAACAGUUUGGAGUACUAUUAGCUCUGUGGCUAUGAACCUUGGUCACUCACCCAAGCCGAACACCGAACAGUUUGGAGUAAUACCAGCUCUGUGGCUCUGUCCCUUGGUCACCCACCCAAGCCCAGAACAGCUUGGAGUAAUACUAGCUCUGUGGCUGUGUACCUUGGUCGCUCACCCAAGCCCAGAACAGUUUGGAGUAGUAUCAGCUCUGUGGCUAUGUACCUUGGUCACUCACCCAAGCCGAACAGUUUGGAGUAAUACCAGCUCUGUGGCUCUGUCCCUUGGUCACCCACCCAAGCCCAGAACAGGUUGGAGUAAUACCAGCUCUGUGGCUGUGUAUCUUGGUCACUCACCCAAGCCCAGAACAGUUUGGAGCAAUAUCAGCUCUGUGGCUGUGUACCUUGGUCACUCGCCCAAGCCCAGAACAGUUUGGAGUAAUACUAGCUCCGUGGCUGUGUACCUUGGUCACUCACCCAAGCCCAGCACAGUUUGGAGUAAUACUAGCUCUGUGGCUGCGUACCUUGGUCACUCACCCAAGCCCAGAACAGGUUGGAGUAAUACCAGCUCUGUGGCUAUGUCCCUUGGUCACCCACCCAAGCCCAGAACAGUUUGGGGUAAUACUAGCUCUGUGGCUGUGUACCUUGGUCACUCGCCCAAGCCCAGAACAGUUUGGAGUAAUACCGGCUCUGUGGCUCUGUACCUUGGUCACUCACCCAAGCCCAGAACAGUUUGGAGUAAUAUCAGCUCUGUGGUUAUCUACUGUUACUUAGAGUGCGAGGUCGGGAUCUUACUGAUGGACGCCUGGUGGGUAACAACCCUGUCUAACUGGGCUGAACUACAGCUACCAGGGGGAACCACUGAACACAGCAUAGCUGUACUGUCCAGGGGGACUGGUGUGAAAGUGGCCAAAUUCUCACCAGAAUCAUCAGGUCCAGUUAAGGAAAGCUGA